Cynara cardunculus var. scolymus (artichoke) is the source of this 2220-nucleotide messenger RNA. RefSeq names its product zinc finger BED domain-containing protein RICESLEEPER 2-like. The transcript is spliced from 7 exons. The record is from RefSeq and is a predicted model, not a curated record. The coding region runs from base 1 to 2220 and encodes 739 amino acids. NCBI's taxonomy places the organism in Eukaryota, Viridiplantae, Streptophyta, Magnoliopsida, Asterales, Asteraceae. Gene Ontology annotation, molecular function: protein dimerization activity; DNA binding.
AUGAAAGCUUGUUUAAAGAAUCCACAUGCUAAGGAAACAAAGCAGUCAAUUCUUGCAUUUCAAUCUACAAAAUCUGAGAAUAGUGAUGGUGCUUUGACCUCUUGGGUUUUUAACCAAGAGGUUGUUCGAAAGAYGUWAGCGAAAAUGAUUAUAAUGGAUGAACUUCCAUUUAGGUUUGUUGAAGGGAGAGGUUUUAAACAGUUUGUUGAGGCUGCAUGCCCUAGAUUUAAGAUCYCUUCUAGAUGGACAAUUAAUAGGGAUAUAUUCAGUAUUUACUUUGAAGAGAAAACCAACCUUAAGAAAUUGUUUAAGUCAAGCAUGCAGCGGAUUAGUUUGACCACUGAUACGUGGACAUCUGUCCAAAGAAUCAAUUAUAUGUGUGUCACUGCACAUUUUAUUGAUGAUGAGUGGAAAUUAAAUAAAAAGGUCAUCUCAUUUGUGCCUAUACAUUCACAUAAAGGGGAAAGUAUAGCUAAGGCCAUAGAGAGUUGUUUGCUUGAUUGGGGAGUAAAAAAUAUUUUCACCAUCACAGUUGAUAAUGCAUCAAGCAAUGACAUUGCCGUUGGGUUCAUGAAGAAAAAGGUGGCGAAUUGGGGUGGUUCUUCUACUAGGGCAGAGUACAUACAUAUGAGAUGCAUUGCUCAUAUUCUUAAUUUGGUUGUACAAGAUGGAUUGAAAUUAGCAGAUUCAUCAGUUAAAAAGAUUAGGGAUUGCAUUAAGUGGGUGAGGGGUUCUCCAUCUAGGUUGAAGAAGUUUAGAGAACUUGCAGAUUUGCUUGAAGUGGAAGAGAAAAGUUCCUUAUGUCUUGACGUUCCAACUAGAUGGAACUCCACCUAUAUGAUGUUUCGAAUCACAAUAGGUUACAAACAAGUUUUUGAAACGUAUGAGAGUAGUGACACCACGUUACGUUUGGAUUUGAGUGAUUCGGUGCCUUCCUAUCUUGAUUGGUUACAGGUUGACAGUUUGGUCAUAUUUUUGAAGACAUUUUAUGAGAUGACAAUUAGGAUAUAUGGCUCACUUUAUGUCACCUCAAAUUUUUUCUUAACCGAGAUUUCAGAUUUGAGUUGCAUUAUUGUCGAUAUGUUACAAUCUACGUCGAAAGUUGAAGAGGAAAUGGGUGUUAAAAUGAAAGAGAAGUUCAACAAAUAUUGGGGUGAUCCAGAUAAGAUGAACUUCAUCAUAUUUUUUGGCAAUAUAUUGGACCCGAGAGACAAGGUUGAGUACAUGCAAGUCCAACUCACUCAAAUGUAUGGUGAGGAUCAAGGUAAGGCAUGCUUUGAAAAUGUAAAGUCUAAAUUGGAUAUGUUGUUUCAAGAGUAUGUGUCAACAUAUUUCGAACCUUCUACCACUAUGAUGCCUCCUCCACCCAUUAAGUGUGAGAAUGUUCCCAUUGGAAGGGUACAAUCUAGAUUAAAGAGCCAACUUAAGAAACAAAAGAUGGAAAGUGGRGCUUCACUYAAYAAAAAGAGUGAACUUGAACUUUAUCUAAGUGAGUCGACCGUAGAUGAGACAAACGAUUUUGAUAUUUUAAGAUGGUGGAAGGUUAAUAGUGAAAGGUUUCCUAUUCUUUCGAAAUUGGCUAGAGAUGUGCUUGUUGUUCCAAUUUCAACUGUGGCAUCUGAGUCUACUUUUUGUACUAGUGGCCGGGUCUUAGAUAAUUUUAGGAGUUCUCUAUCUCCUAAAAUGGUAGAAGCUCUAAUAUGUACACAAGACUGGCUAAGAGGCCCUAGUCAGCCAAUUGCAGUUGAAGAAAACAUAGCUGAUAUUGAAAAGUUUGAGAAAGACAUGAUGAAUAUGAGAAUUGGAAGUUCAAGUUCUGUCACUGACCAAAAGGAUUCUCUUCCGGUUCCAGCUGUUGAUGUUGAUGUAGAUGACCUACAGCUAGAUGAUAUAUUGACUACUGAUCUAAGUGAAGAACAUAUACAAUGGUGUGAAGACAACAUGACCAAACCUGUGGCUCAAUGUCAGCAACCUGGAUCGUUUGGUGUUUUGCUGCUUGUUUGCUGUCAGCAACCUGGAUCGUUUCCGAGGCCUCCAUAUACGGUUCCUUCUCCUUACCCUCCCCAUCAAUUGUCUAGUAGUCAACCAUGUAUCGGUAACGGUGCACGCCAGUGUUCUGCGUAUACAGUUCGUCAUCGGAGACAACAUGGACCAUGCGCUCAACUUUUCCAGAAUAUGUUGUUGCAAUUGUUGGAUCUGCGCUUUUCUCUGGUAAAGUGA